Messenger RNA from Cebus imitator (Panamanian white-faced capuchin), 5150 nucleotides. It is a transcript of the gene TRHR, whose product is annotated as thyrotropin releasing hormone receptor. Gene Ontology annotation, biological process: phospholipase C-activating G protein-coupled receptor signaling pathway. The coding region runs from base 388 to 1584 and encodes 398 amino acids. The record is from RefSeq and is a predicted model, not a curated record. Gene Ontology annotation, molecular function: thyrotropin-releasing hormone receptor activity. Lineage: Eukaryota; Metazoa; Chordata; Mammalia; Primates; Cebidae. The transcript has 3 exons. Gene Ontology annotation, cellular component: membrane.
UGUGUCUCUGUGUGUGAGAGAGAGAGCGAGCGAGUAUGUUCUCAUUAGGGGACGAUCUAUGAUUUGACAGCCUCACUGCUGCUGCUCCUGCUGCUGCUUCUGCUUCUGCUGCGGCUGUAUGGUCUGUCAUUAGUUGAAAAGGGCUGUGAGGGUUUGGAGAAACUGCAGUUUUAAAAACUGAGCACUGCUAAGUGAUCUCCCUGUCAAAUAGAGUAGACGAGCUUUUUUGCGAGAUUAGAAACUUGGACCUAUUACUACUUCAUCUACCCAGCAAAGCAGGCAGCGCUACACAGGAUAAGGGGGAUGGAACUGCUGCAAUGAAGGUGGGCACUGGAAAGAAGAUGUUUUGAGAAGUCAGUGUUUCUGAGAAACUUUAACCCAGGAAAGAUGGAAAACAAGACAGUCAUUGAACUGAACCAAACACAGCUUCAGCCACGAGCAGUGGUGGCCUUAGAAUACCAGGUGGUCACCAUCUUACUGGUGCUCAUUAUUUGUGGCCUGGGGAUUGUGGGCAACAUCAUGGUAGUCCUCGUUGUCAUGAGAACCAAGCACAUGAGAACCCCCACAAACUGCUACCUGGUGAGCCUGGCAGUAGCCGAUCUCAUGGUCUUGGUGGCUGCAGGCCUCCCCAAUAUAACAGACAGUAUCUAUGGUUCCUGGGUCUAUGGCUAUGUUGGAUGCCUCUGCAUAACUUACCUCCAGUAUUUGGGAAUUAAUGCAUCCUCUUGUUCAAUAACAGCCUUUACCAUUGAGAGGUACAUAGCAAUCUGUCACCCCAUCAAAGCCCAGUUUCUCUGCACGUUUUCCAGAGCCAAAAAGAUUAUCAUCUUUGUCUGGGCGUUCACAUCUAUUUACUGUAUGCUCUGGUUCUUCUUGCUGGAUCUCAAUAUUAGCACCUACAAAGAUACUAUUGUGAUAUCUUGUGGUUACAAGAUCUCCAGGAAUUACUACUCACCUAUUUACCUAAUGGACUUUGGUGUCUUUUAUGUUGUGCCAAUGAUCCUGGCUACCGUCCUCUAUGGAUUCAUAGCUAGAAUCCUUUUCUUAAAUCCCAUUCCUUCGGAUCCUAAAGAAAACUCUAAGACAUGGAAAAAUGACUCAACCCAUCAGAACACAAAUUUGAAUUUAAAUACCUCUAACAGAUGUUUCAACAGCACAGUAUCUUCAAGGAAGCAGGUUACCAAGAUGCUGGCAGUGGUUGUAAUUCUGUUUGCCCUUCUAUGGAUGCCCUACAGGACUCUUGUGGUUGUCAACUCAUUUCUCUCCACUCCUUUCCAAGAAAAUUGGUUCUUGCUCUUUUGCAGAAUUUGCAUUUAUCUCAACAGUGCCAUCAACCCAGUGAUUUACAAUCUCAUGUCCCAGAAAUUCCGUGCAGCCUUCAGAAAGCUCUGCAACUGCAAGCAGAAACCAACAGAGAAACCUGCUAACUACACUGUGGCCCUAAAUUACACUGUCAUCAAGGAGUCGGACCAUUUCAGCACAGAGCUUGAUGACAUCACUGUCACUGACACUUACCUGUCUGCCACAAAGGUAUCUUUUGAUGACACCUGCUUGGCUUCUGAGGUAUCCUUUAGCCAAAGUUGAUUCAUGAAUUAAAGGAAAACGGACCAUAAAGAAAAUGAGAAUCUGUGCAGUAAUCAACAAAAGGGAGAAUAUGGCCAAUAGUUGUAUGUGAAGACAGAGCAGAUCAGUCUUUGUCAAUCCUCUAACAAGUCCUGGCCCUAGACACUUUAAGGAGGAUGAUUCAGACUUUCCUUCUUUCAAACUAGUAUCACAAAAAAUGAAGCCGAUCUGUGAAAUAGCUAAAUGAUUAAAAACUGAAAGUUUAGCCCUUUUCGUUUAACUUAAGAAAUUUACUAUAUUUUCUGGGCUUACAGAGUUUCAAUAAAAUCUAGACAGCAACUUACAUUAUUCAUAAUAACCUUAUCAAAUGUCACUUUUCAACCCCCUAAGUUAUUUAUACAUUCAAUAAUUUGACACCAUGCAGAUUUUUAAAUGUUUGCAUUUAGUAUUUCCUUUUAACAUAGCACAGUGCUAGCUCAUGAAUAUCUGAAAUUAAAGGGAAAAAUACCAUAGAAAACAUUUUAUUUAUUGAGUAAAAAUAAGAUUUUAGACAUACAUGUUCACUGUAUUUUAAAAAUUGUCAUAAUGUUUAUAAAAUUCCGAGAUGAUUUUUAUCUUAGAAGGCAGAUAACCGUCACUCAACUUUAAUGUUAAAUAAACCUCAAAGUAUCCAAAAUUAUUAAUUAGGAGAAACGUAGAUUUUAAGAUAAAUCCAACUCUUAACAACUCCUCCAGCCUCCUAUAUGAUAGAUGGAACAAGGUAAAAACCCGGAUUAAGUAACUGGGAAGAUACAAACUAACAUAUGAUUAAUUUUGAAAAGUAUAGCCAAGACAAAAGCAAGUAUUUAUAAUAAAGUUUUGCUUCUUCUUUGAAGCUUUUAAGCAAGAAAAUAUUUUUGAACAUUCUUGUUUAUAAACUACUGAGCCAUCCUUCAAGCAAAAUCUAGCUUAAAAGUCUGAAACAUUUGUAAAAGCUUCCCUGUUACUCUAGAUCAGCCAAAAUCCUGGUAUCCCCAUUCCAGAUGAAGAAUUCCCACUGAGAAUUGUAGUCUAGGGAUUUUUACCUUGGUUGUAAUUGUCUUUUCUUCCUAACUGCUUGUCGUUUGUAGGUUCUUUUUCUGUUUUUUCUCAAACAUUACUGAUAUUUUGUUUACAGAUUCUCAAUUAAAGCAAUGCAAAAUUCUGUUGGCUUUAUUUUCAGUAGAGUUAAAACUGAUUUCAUCAUAUUAUCAGUUUCUCACUUUUAUAUUUAUGACCGAGAUCUGCUAAUGCAGUGAUUAUUAGAAAUUUGUGAAUGGAUCUGUCCAGGACAUUUGUCAUUUCCUACCUGAAUCUCUUACCUACUGAGAUUUGGCCAACCAGAAUCUUCAAGGGUGUAAAUUGCCUUUGGUAAUGGUUCGGUAGUCACUGGUUUUUAAUGACUAGAUGAUCAAAAAGUACCCAUACCUUUACAUGCCCCAUAGCCUGGCAUUUUCCCUCUCCAGUCUAUAUCCCUAUUUUAUGGACUUUUUAGAACCUAGUUGCUAAUGAUAAUUAGGCCUACCCACCUUCUUAAUGAAGAAUAUGCCAUUCUACUUUCAAAACUUGUUUUUAAAUGCUGUUUCAUGGAGACUCUACUAUCCAGAACCUCAUUCUAGAAUAUGCUUUUCUGAAAAUUGUCUUCAUCUACUCCACCAAGACAUUUCUAUCCUGUUGCUAUAGUAGUAAACAAAUGCAAGCCAAUAUUUGCAGGAAAUACCCUAAAAUUCUACCUACAUGACAGUAAGCAAUCUAUGUCAACUGACUUUUUAUUCUGGUAUAAAUAUUAAUCUUGGCAUUGUAUAAAUAGAGCACCAGAGUGACCCAACCCCAAAUCACACAAGCAUAUGCGUGUUUAUAAACACAUACCCACAUGUUCAUAAACUAGGGAAAAAGGGAUUGGAAUAUAUGAGGUAUUUUUCAUUGCAGAAAGAAACUAAUAUGAUUGAGCAUCUACUAUGUCUCAGGUAUGCUAGUAGAGUCAAUCAACAUUAUCUUCAUCACAAUCUCACUACAGCUGUGAUUUCUCUGAUUAUAAGACCAGUUUUCCUGUAACCUAAUUCCUAAUUGAUAAAAAUUUAUGGAUUUUGCAGAAUAAUUAUAUCAAAUGUUAAAAAAUACAAUUAAUUUAACACGAUAUACAUAGAAUACAAAGAUGCUCUUCACAUAUUUGGAUAUUUAAUGUAUGGACUGACUUCUUCUACUUUAAUUUUUAAAAAGUUAUUUGCCAAUAAUCUAUUAGUUUUAGAACACAUGGGAAAUUCAUAAGAACUGAGUUCAUAGCGUUUUAACUCUAAAGCAAAUGCCAUUAUACAAUUAAAUGUUCCUAUGUAAUAUCCAAUAGAUAUUUGAAUUUACCCAGAAGAGACAUAACUUUUUAAAAUAUUCUUUAUCACACUAUACUCAGUUAGGAAAUAUUUCCAUAAUCAAAACUUAAUAUACCACCAAAUGAGAAACAAAGAGCUAGAUUAAAAUUUGCUGGUGAAAUGAAGUAAUGUUAUUAAGAGCCUUCCUUAAUAAAGAUUCCCUGUUUUAUUUUAUUACUUCCAAUUUCAUUAAUUGCUGAUUGUUAUUGGUUAGAUUUUACACUUGAGGUAAUUGGGUAAAGGGCACUGAUCAUGAAUAAAACGAACAAUCAUAAAUUCCCUCUCAGGACUUAAGGGCUGUGAGUCUAUUUCUAGACCUUAACAGACAAGGCAGAUAUUCUAAAUGCUGAAGAAAAAUAAGACAAGUCCAGACUCUAUAGUCAUUCUUAAACAAAUUCAAUGUACAGAACAAUAAACCUUGAUAAUACACAGAAAUGAAUGGCUGAUUUGGCUAAACAACUUGCAAUGUCAAAGGAAAAGCCACAGCCAUAAAACUUAGUGUAGUGCAACUAAGUCUUAAUGGAUAUCUGAAAUGUUUUAUUUUCAGAAGACUAUGUUGGAAUAAUAAGAACAAUAUGUCUUAGUAAAAGCUGGGUCAACAUAGUUUUGGCUGGCUUUUAAAGAAUAGAAGAGUUUAUAUCCUUUUAAACUAUGUUAAAUCUCUAAACAUGAUAAAAAGAGAAAACUUUCUGAAGGAAAAGAUUUUAUGUGGUUAACCCAUCAAUCUUUGAAUUCUAUAAGUAUUAUAUUUAAUAUUUUUACUUCUCAAUUGCAAUUAAAACAGGGGUUGGAAUAUUUGUGUAUGAAAUCGGGAAACUCAAUGUGAAUUAUUGUACACUAGUCAGUUCCAGAGUCAAGAAAAAAUGUUUUCAAAUGUUUUAAGUCACUCAGCAAACAUGAAUAUCCCCAGCAAUUUCUUUCCUAUGCAUCCACAGUUGUCUACAAUAAACAGCCAUCAAAACCAAGAUCUGAUUGAAUGAACAUAAGCUUUCAGAAUAAUACAUAUGAAGAAAUCUUACAGAGCUCAGUGGUCAUAAGUAUUUUUCUCUCUCUUCUCUCUUCCCCAUCAAACUCUCAACACUCCACAAUCAUCAUUUUCCUCGUAGCAGAAAGAUUCAUCUAAGUUCAUUCAAGACUAAACCUGGACAUGAAAUAUCUUAAGUACAGGUGUUCUUUCAAACGUAUUUAUGUAUAAAAAUAUGU